Messenger RNA from Colletotrichum abscissum, 723 nucleotides. RefSeq lists its product as uncharacterized. The record is from RefSeq and is a predicted model, not a curated record. The transcript is spliced from 3 exons. The coding region runs from base 1 to 723 and encodes 240 amino acids. Lineage: Eukaryota; Fungi; Ascomycota; Sordariomycetes; Glomerellales; Glomerellaceae.
AUGAUGCGAGAGGGGCGACACCAUGACGGCGGCAAGGACCCUGAACCGACCACUCAACCCACCGUACAGAUACUCUGUGAAUUUUUCUUGAAAGGAAACCUGCCGAUCUCCGACCUCAACGCUCUUUGCUAUGGAGAGUCUGCCGCGGAACAGCUUUCAGAGCUCACCGACGCAAAAUAUCACCUGCAGCCAACCAAGACCCAUCUGUCGCCGGGCUACGGCUACGGAUACACGCAGGGCGCGAACCACCACAUCUUCAGGAUCCUUGCCGGAACCUCCCCCCUGAAGCGAUGCUUUCAGCUUCCCACGACGGACCGCAACGAGCUAAGCCUGUCGGGUGUCGCUGCUGACAUCCGAGAUAUCAAGUUCCGAUACCGAAAGGCCCCCUUGGCCAUCUCCCCUUCAAACAGCAAAGGAUCUCCCGCAAGAGGCAGUUACAAGGGAAGCUCUCCUCGGUCCCUCCACCCCCUCGCCUACGAUGCACAACAGAGAAUGAAUGACCUGCAAUGCAACCGCCCAUCGUAUCGUGAGCAGCAUCUCAUCUCUGGCGGUGCCGCCUUUCAGAUGCGCCGUGCGCUAGAGGAGCGCUCUGUGGCGUUAGAUGGGGCCAAACCCCAUGGAAGCUAUUCGACGUCGCCCACGUCACUCUUGUUCCAGGUCUUUCGGUCUGCCCCGAACAAGGAGCAAGUCAAAUUUGAAAACCUUGAUUGCAGAGCAAAUUGA